Molecule: messenger RNA, 3189 nt
Organism: Drosophila arizonae
Lineage: Eukaryota; Metazoa; Arthropoda; Insecta; Diptera; Drosophilidae
Gene: Socs36E
Product: Suppressor of cytokine signaling at 36E
Biological process (GO): phosphatidylinositol phosphate biosynthetic process; intracellular signal transduction
Cellular component (GO): phosphatidylinositol 3-kinase complex
Molecular function (GO): 1-phosphatidylinositol-3-kinase regulator activity
Source: RefSeq, a predicted model, not a curated record
UGGCAGUGUGUGUCACUGACACAAACGAGCAGUACUUGGAACUCGUAGCACGCACGUAUCUCGUUGUUGUCGCUCGGUAUAGCUUUAAUGUCUACAAAAGAAUUGAGAUACGUCCUCGUUGCGUUAGUGAAAUUGCUUAAGUUGAUGAAAUCAACGCCGCUGAAUUGAAGUGAACACUAAUUCGAUUGUGUUUUCAGUGCAAUUUAUGUGCAAAAAGAUGGUGUGCGCGUGGUGUUAAACAAGAUGAAAAUAAAUCGGAAAGUGUAAAUGAGAGAGAAAGAGAGCACAGAUAUAUAACUAAGUGCGAAUGUUUGUGUGGCUAGCUAAACUGAAUUAUGCUUAAAAUACAAUUUAUAUAAAUUGCCAACAAGCCAAUAUUUAGCAAGCAACAACAACGACAGCGAUUGCAAAACACARAAAUAGCAGCAGCAGCGUUUAAUCAGUUGAACGUAGCCGGAACUGGAAGAGAGCAGAAGACAGCGGCUUCCAAUGGGUCUUCAAUUGAGCAAGCGAACAGCAGACGUUGACAGCAGCAGCAGCAGCAGAAGCAAAAUUCAUAGAAAACCCGUUAGCGAAGCGAAUUCGGAGCAGCACGAAGAAUUGGACGAAAUUGUCGAAGCUGGCGGCACGAAUACAACAACAACAGCGACAACGGCAGCAGCAGCAGCAGCAGCCGCCGACGAGGCGUUAGCUGAGGUGCGACAAAUUAUAAUUAAAAUACAAUUGGCUAAAAUGGAGAAUGGCAAUCAGCAGGAGGAGGCGCUCGUGGUAGUGGGAGGGGGAGAGGGGGAGCGCGAGCAAUUGCCGUUGGCAGAGGGCGCCGCUGCGUCUGCUGCGGACGACGCAGCCAAUGCAAAUGAGCAGCGAAUGGGCGCAGGUGCGAGUCGAACUGCGGGCAGUUCUUCAACGGAAGCACCGAAAAAACCAAGCGAAAGACAAAUUGUGAAUAAUAACAAUUUAGCGGGAAGCACUGCGUCGGUGUCGGCCUCUACGUCAGCGUUGGCGUCGGCGUCGGCGUCGGCGCCGACUUCGGUGAGAAUGUUACAAUUGCACGAUGAUGACGUCGUCGGCAACGACGUCGCCGGCGAAGAAGGCGAAUUGGAAGUGGCAUUAUCGUCGCUGCUACGUCGCAGCAGCGGCGAAGGCGUCGAGUAUUGUGAGGUGCUCGAGCCGCAGCCAGUUAGCGAAAUGCUGUCGAGCGGACAACAACGUGCGCAAGCAGCAGCUAGCACUAGCAGUAGCAGCAGCGGUGGGGGCAACAGCUGCUGUCGCAGUCGCAGCAGCAAAGCCUUCUCAGCGAAUUCAGCUGCUGCAGCAGCCGCAGCCGCAGCCACAUCGAAGCAGCGACGCUGCUGCAAGUGCAAAUGUCGGGAUGCGUUGCGUGGAAUACGCGGCAUACUGGAGUCCAGCUCGAGCAGCGCUCAGGCCAGCAAGGAUAAAAAGGAAGCAGCCGCAGCACCUAGGAAUAAAACGCGCAGCAGCGCCGACAGACGUUCAACGCCGCCGACGCUAAGCAGCAGCAGUGGCAGCGCAGCAGCCGCAGCAGCAGCGGCAUCGCAAUUGCAGCGAAUUCAGCGCAACUCAGUGGCUAUUGCGGAGCCAAGCCAAUUGGCCAUUUGGGCAGCGCCUCCGAAUGGCAUUGGCGACGUCAUCAUACGCAUCAGCUCGCAGCCGAUGCCGCAGUUCGUCGUGGAGCCCGCUGCGCCCAGCCAAAAUAAUCGCAACACGCUGCCCAUGGUCGCCGCCAUGGGUCACAAUAUACGCCUGGUUACCGCAGAGGGAGCAGCGCCUGCUGCUGGGACGGCAGCUCUGCUGCCCCUCGCCAUCGAACAGACCUGCCCGCCCACGGUGAAUGCGUACGGUGCCGGCGUAACGGUGCAUUCGCAGAUAGACUUCAUGCACUGUCUGGUCCCGGAUCUGGAGCGGAUCAUCAACAGCAGCUUCUACUGGGGCAAGAUGGACCGCUACGAGGCGGAGCGCCUGCUCGAGGGCAAGCCGGAGGGCACGUUCCUGUUGCGUGACUCUGCGCAGGAGGAGUUCCUCUUCUCCGUUACAUUCCGCAAGUACGGACGUUCGCUGCAUGCGCGCAUCGAGCAAAGUGGCCACAAAUUUAGCUUCGAUUGCCAUGAUCCUUGCGUGUUUGCUGAUCAAACGGUGACCGGCUUGCUGGAGCACUACAAGGACCCGUCGUGCGUCAUGUUCUUUGAGCCCUGCCUGACCAUGCCGCUGCACCGCCGCCAGACGUUCUCGCUGCAGGAGCUGGCGCGUGCCACCAUCGUCUCGAAUACCACCUACGACGGCAUCAAUCAGCUGGAGCUGCCCGGGCGUCUCAAGAGCUAUCUCAAGGAGUACCACUACAAGCAGAAGCUGCGCGUCAAGCCUUGCGACGCGCACACGCCGGCGCCGUAUUACGCCAACAUAUAGUCCACGGCAGCGCUGGCGGUGGCGCCACCUGUUGUCGAGUUGCCGCCGGCGGGCUUCUCCUACUACGAAGACGUUGACAGCAGCGGCAGCGACGGCGACGACGACGAGGCGGUCAACAUACGGGUCUCCUAUGUGCAGCAUGCCGAGGUGCUGGCGCAGCUGCGACAGCCGCAACAGCAGCAGCAGCGGCAGUUGAUGCGUCUGCCGAAUCGCCUGUUCCAUGCGCUCGCUCGGCUCUCGGCCAGUUUGAACUGUUAUCAGCCCAGCAGGCGCAGCGCCUGAUGCACACGAGCGAUGAGCGAAAUGAGAGAAGCAAAGCCAAACACAGAAUUCGUGACAAUCUCAGUGCAUCGCCAACUCCAAAAGAAAACAAAACUAAAAUAUGCAGAAUCAAAAUAUGAUAUAAAUAGUUAAUGCAAAUAGCCUUUGUAAACUAAACAUAAGUAUUAACUAAACAAACUGAAUGAUCCUCUCCUAUAUAUACAUAGAAUAGGCAUGUCUGGUAUUAUAUAUAUAUCUAUCUAUACAUACGUAUAUAUCCCAAAUAUUGGCGUGCCCGAUCCACAACUCGCUGCGCAUUUGUUUCCCAAAUAAGAAGUAUUUUAGUAAUGCGAAUGCAUUUGUUAAAGUAUUUUAUAUGAUUUUUGUAUAUUUUUAACACUUUUUGUAUAUAUAUGUAUUUUACGAAUAUAUAGCCCCUCCCCUCCCUCACUUAGGCGUAUCUAGAUGUUACAACUCUCAUUAGCCAAAUUGCAAACAAAAAAA